CAGGUUCUUCACCCAUUACCCAUACUGCUACGGCUACUGGAAGAAGUACGCGGACCUUGAGAAGCGCCACGAGAACGUCAAGCAGUCUGAUGAGGUAUGUAGGUAGUUGGGCACAGCUCUUGCCAUUGCUCCUGUUGGCCAAAAAAUGACUAAGCUCCCACAAGUCAUUUGGCUGCCAGUGCCUGCCAGGUUGGUAGGAGUUUGGUGUGCACGUGUCACCCCUGUGGCAUCUGUAGCUAAUGUUUUUUCUCUUUGUUGGCAGGUGCGUUAAACCUCUACAGUUUGUCAAGCUUUGCAGUGCAAGCCCUCUGUAAAUUACACUGCAGCUUAACAAGUAGGGCAGGGCUUUUCUCUCACUUCCCUUUGUUCCUCAUUUUUUCACAACAAUAGAGUUGGUUUUUUUUUCUAUUCUUUUUUUCUUUUUUUUCUUGUUUUAUUUUUUUGCUGGUCACAAUUGCUCCAUCUCUAUUGCAUUUUUGGUCAGACGCUGUCAAUGAUGCUCUAAUGGGUCUGUGCCCUAUGGUCUGUACCCCAAAGCCUGCCCACACAACCUGGUCAGAAUGCAGGGACCGCUGCGCUUUGAAGAUCAAGACUCUGCACGUGGAGAUCAGAACAUUGCCAUGUUCUAUCCAACCUCCACCCAAAUGGUUUAUCGCAGAGGGCUGCAGGCCAUUCCUCUUAGUGUUGAUCUCUGGAUACAUUAUAUAAACUUCCUCAAGGAGACCUUGGACCCUUCUGAUCCUGAGACCAACAGCACCAUCCGAGGAGCCUACGAGCAUGCAGUGCUGGCUGCAGGGACAGAUUUCCGCUCCGACCGGCUCUGGGAGAUGUACAUAAACUGGGAGAACGAGCAGGGCAACCUGAGGGAGGUGACCUCCAUCUAUGACCGUAUCCUUGGCAUCCCAACGCAGCUCUACAGCCAUCACUUCCAGAGGUUUAAGGAACACAUCCAGAACAACCUGCCUCGAGACUUCCUGACUACGGAGCAGUUUGUGCAGCUGCGCAGAGAGCUUGCCUCAGUCAACGGCCACAGUGGGGAGGAGGCGCAGCCAGGAGAUGACCUGCCCUCUGGGACUGAAGACAUCACUGACCCUGCCAAGCUGAUCACUGAGAUAGAGAACAUGAGGCACAGAAUCAUUGAGAUUCACCAGGAGAUGUUUAACCACAACGAACACGAAGUCAGUAAGAGGUGGACCUUUGAGGAAGCGAUCAAGAGGCCUUACUUUCAUGUCAAACCUCUGGAGAAAAUUCAGCUGAAAAACUGGAAAGAGUACUUAGAGUUUGAGAUAGAGAAUGGCACUCACGAGCGGGUCGUGGUCCUCUUUGAGAGAUGUGUUAUUUCAUGUGCCCUCUAUGAGGACUUCUGGAUUAAGUAUGCCAAAUACAUGGAGAAUCAUAGUAUUGAAGGAGUGAGGCAUGUCUACAGCAGGGCUUGCACAAUACACCUGCCUAAGAAACCUAUGGUUCACAUGCUGUGGGCAGCCUUUGAGGAGCAGCAGGGCAACAUCGACGAAGCCAGGCGGAUCUUGAAGAGCUUUGAGGAGUGCGUUCUAGGGUUAGCCAUGAUCCGCCUGCGGAGAGUCAGCCUGGAACGCAGGCACGGCAACAUGGAAGAAGCUGAGCACCUGCUGGAAGAGGCUAUGAGGAAUGCCAAGUCCAUGACUGAAUCCUCCUUUUAUGCCAUCAAAUUGGCUCGGCACCUCUUCAAAGUACAGAAAAACCUUCCAAAGGCAAGAAAAGUGCUGUCAGAAGCCAUAGACAUGGACAAAGAAAACACAAAGCUCUAUCUCAACUUGCUGGAAAUGGAGUACAGUGGUGACCUCAAGCAAAACGAGGAGAACAUCUUGAGCUGCUUUGAUAAAGCUGUCAACGGGGCACUCUCCAUUAAAAUGAGGAUUACAUUUUCACAGAGGAAAGUGGAAUUUCUGGAAGAUUUUGGUUCUGAUGUAAACAAGCUUCUGGACGCAUAUGAUGAACACCAAGCACUUCUGAAGGAGCAGGACUCUUUGAAAAGGCGAGCAGAAAAUGGAUCAGAAGAGCCAGAUGAAAAGAAAAUGCUCACGGAUGACCCAGCUCUGGCAUCAGCACAGAUGAUGGAUGGAGACAUGCAAGUCAACCAGGCAGCCUACAACUACAAUGCCUGGUACCAGUACAACUACCAGAACGCCUGGAAUUAUGGACAGUAUUACCACCCAACUUGAUCCCAAGAGCAGCUGGAGCUCACCAUGCUGCAGCUUCAACCAAGAUGGAAUAAAAAUAAUAAUUAACAAAAAAAAUUCUAUUUUUCUAAGUGGGGGCUGUGAAAGGACUGUUGUCAUAGCUGCUUUUUGGUCUUCUGCAUGUGAAAGGAGCUGAUGUUCACAGGGUAUGUGUGCAGUAACUGCUCAGUGGUAUCUCUGUCCAACUCUAGUUCCAUCAACCCAUUGGUUUUGUUAAUUCCCUGUGCUAAUUGAUGGAGAGACCUGAGGAGUUCAAUCCUGUCAGGAUUCCAUAGAUUGAGCUGGUGAAGCUGUAGGGCUUUGGUGUCUCCUCAGACUGCUGCAGGACACGAGCGGGUUGGGACAGCAUUGCGACCUGCACUAUGGCGAGAUGUCCUCCGUGUCCUGCUGCAACUACCGACCUGCUUUUUGUUGUCACCACGGAAGCUCCUCACAUUUGAAGGCAACCUCUGCCAGCUGCUUCUCUUCUCCAUGAGGAUCAGAGAGGAAGAGGCCGUGCAAAAAAAAAGAUGUUCUUUUAUAAAGCACAAAUGGUGUCCGAGGGGAGUUUUGUAUCUGGAGUUUUUCAUGUACACAGUGUGUGAGCAAACAUUUGUGUUGGGUUUGUUUUUUCAUUUUGAUCAAAGUGAUCAUUCCCAUUUUUUGUAAUAAAAGCAAGGAAUUCAGUA
Molecule: messenger RNA, 2887 nt
Organism: Pogoniulus pusillus (Red-fronted tinkerbird)
Lineage: Eukaryota; Metazoa; Chordata; Aves; Piciformes; Lybiidae
Gene: PRPF39
Product: pre-mRNA processing factor 39
Exons: 12
Coding region: 561-2201 (546 amino acids)
Biological process (GO): RNA processing; mRNA 5'-splice site recognition
Cellular component (GO): U2-type prespliceosome; U1 snRNP; commitment complex
Molecular function (GO): protein binding; pre-mRNA 5'-splice site binding
Source: RefSeq, a predicted model, not a curated record